AUGAAUGAUAUUCCGAAGCACGAGAGGCGUUGGGCGUCAGAUACUGUUCCCGGAAAAGUAACUGUCAGCGCCGGGACGUCGCCGGGAACCGAGUCUAGUUACGCUUCCGAUGAGUUUGUGGAGGUUACUAUCGAUCUUCGAGACGAUGACACAAUCGUUCUUCGUAGUGUUGAGCCAGCUGGUGCUAAUGUUAAUAUUGACGAUAGUGUCGCCAGUGUCGCCGGAAGCGGUUAUGAUACUCCGGCGUCUGUUCCGAUGUCGCCGUCGAUCCGGAGAAACUCGUCGAGAGGAUUCCGGCAUUUCUCGCAGGAGCUGAAAGCCGAAGCCGUUGCUAAGGCGAAGCAAUUCUCGCAGGAGCUAAGACGAUUCUCGUGGAGUCACGUUGGUGGUUUUGAAACGGCGUUGGCUGCUCGUGCUCUCAGGAAGCAACGCGCGCAGCUUGAUCGCACUCGCACCGGUGCUCAUAAAGCACUCCGGAGUUUGAAAUUCAUCAGUACUAAAUCCAACGGUUUAGAUGCGUGGAAUGAAGUGCAGAGAAAUUUCGAUAAACUUGCUAAAGACGGUUUUCUUCACCGCGUCGAUUUCGGUCAAUGCAUAGGUAUGAAAGAUUCCAAGGAAUUUGCUCAGGAACUCUUUGAUGCAUUAGGUCGUAAACAAAGAUUGAAGGUUGAGAAGAUAAACAGGGAAGAACUUUUCGAUUUCUGGACGCAAAUUACUAAUCAAAGUUUUGAUUCUCGGCUCCAGAUCUUCUUUGACAUGGUGGACAAGAACGAAGAUGGAAGAAUCACCGAAGAAGAAGUAAAAGAGGUCAUCAUGUUAAGUGCUUCUGCAAAUAAGUUAUCUAGACUCCAGGAGCAGGCGGAAGAAUAUGCAGCUUUGAUUAUGGAAGAGUUAGACCCUGAAAGACUUGGCUACAUUGAGCUAUGGCAAUUGGAGACACUUCUUUUACAAAAGGACACGUAUCUCAACUACUCCCAAGCUCUAAGCUACACAAGCCAAGCUUUGAGUCAGAACCUACAGGGACUUAGAAUGAAAAGUCCUAUACGUAGGGUGAGCCGCAGAUUUAUUUACUAUUUGCAAGAGAAUUGGAGGAGACUUUGGGUUUUAACAUUGUGGGUUUGCAUAAUGAUUGGACUCUUCACAUGGAAAUUUUUUCAAUACAAGCAAAAGGAUGCUUUUCAUAUAAUGGGUUACUGUCUUCCCACAGCCAAAGGUGGGGCUGAGACGUUGAAAUUCAACAUGGCACUUAUUCUUUUACCCGUCUGCAGAAACACCAUAACUUGGCUCAGGUCUACAAAGCUAUCUCAUGUUGUACCUUUUGACGACAACAUCAACUUCCAUAAGACAAUUGCUGGGGCAAUCGUAAUCGGUGUUAUACUUCAUGUCGGAGAUCACCUUGCUUGUGAUUUUCCAAGACUUGUAAGUUCGUCUGAAGCUGAUUAUCAUAAGUAUUUGAAUGGUGUAUUUGGUCAUGACAGACCUAGUUAUGCAGACCUAGUUAAAGGGGUUUCGGGUAUCACUGGGAUUUUGAUGGUGGUUUUGAUGGCAAUAGCAUUUACUCUCGCAACAAAAUGGUUCAGGAGGAAUCUCAUUAAGCUGCCUGAACCAUUUAGUAGGCUUACUGGCUUCAAUGCCUUCUGGUAUUCACACCAUCUGUUUGUCAUUGUCUAUGUCCUGCUCAUUGUCCACGGUGUAAAACUUUACCUCGUGCACAAAUGGUAUUAUAAAACGACCUGGAUGUAUCUCGCUGUUCCGGUUUUACUCUAUGCGUCAGAAAGAACACUCAGAUUAUUUCGUUCUGGCUUUUAUACAGUUCGUAUUAUAAAGGUUGCUAUUUAUCCUGGAAAUGUUCUCACAUUGCAAAUGUCUAAGCCUCCUCAAUUUCGCUACAAAAGUGGACAAUACAUGUUUGUACAAUGUUCUGCUGUGUCUCCCUUUGAGUGGCAUCCGUUCUCUAUUACCUCAGCCCCUGGGGAUGACUUUCUGAGUGUUCACAUUCGUCAACUUGGUGACUGGACUCAGGAGCUUAAAAGGGUAUUUUCAGAGGCCUGUGAGCCUCCUGUGUUAGGGAGGAGCGGGCUUCUUAGGGCUGAUGAAACGACAAAGAAAAGUUUGCCAAAGUUAAAGAUAGAUGGACCUUACGGGGCACCAGCACAAGACUAUAAAAAGUAUGAUGUUUUGUUACUGGUCGGUCUCGGUAUAGGAGCAACUCCUUUCAUCAGCAUCCUGAAAGAUCUUCUCAACAACAUUAUCAAAAUGGAGGAGCUGGCGGAUUCAGUCUCUGAUACAAGUAGAGCUUCAGACGUAAGCGUUGGGAGUACUGAUUCACCAUCUGUUAAUAAAAUUGCUCCAAAAAGGAGGAAAACUCUGAAGACUACCAACGCUUAUUUCUACUGGGUUACAAGAGAGCAAGGCUCUUUUGAUUGGUUCAAAGGAGUCAUGAACGAAGUAGCUGAGCUUGAUCAAAGGGGUGUCAUUGAGAUGCACAACUACUUGACUAGCGUAUACGAGGAAGGAGAUGCUAGAUCUGCCCUCAUCACCAUGGUUCAAGCACUUAACCAUGCCAAAAAUGGAGUUGAUAUUGUUUCUGGAACUAGGGUACGAACACAUUUUGCUAGGCCUAAUUGGAAGAAGGUUUUCUCUAAAAUGUGUUCCAAGCACUAUAGUGGACGAAUAGGGGUAUUUUAUUGUGGCGCACCAGUUUUGGCCAAAGAACUUAAUAAACUAUGCUUCGAGUUCAAUGAAAAGGGUCCAACAAAAUUUGAGUUCCACAAGGAACAUUUCUAA
Molecule: messenger RNA, 2787 nt
Organism: Vicia faba (fava bean)
Lineage: Eukaryota; Viridiplantae; Streptophyta; Magnoliopsida; Fabales; Fabaceae
Source: the annotation of a GenBank genome assembly